Molecule: messenger RNA, 834 nt
Organism: Daldinia loculata
Lineage: Eukaryota; Fungi; Ascomycota; Sordariomycetes; Xylariales; Hypoxylaceae
Exons: 1
Coding region: 1-834 (277 amino acids)
Source: RefSeq, a predicted model, not a curated record
AUGGAAGUUGCUGGCCUGGUCGUCGGCGGCGUGAGCCUGGCUGGACUAUUCACAACUUGUGUCGACUGUUUUGAAUACAUCCAACUCGGCCGUCAGUUCGGUAAAAAUUAUCAAACGUCUAUCCUAAAACUUGAUCUUCUCAAGCUUCGAUUAUCUAGAUGGGCCGAUAGCAUAAACCAAUCCGACUCACGCAUCUCCGUUCAAUCCGAAGAGGAAAUCGACAAAGUGAAAAGUGUAUUGGGCCAAAUUAUAUAUCUCUUUGAAGAGACGGAAAAGAAGUCCGCCAAGUUCAAGGGUAUGAAAAUAGAUAUUACCAGUGUGCCUGCUGGCGGUUAUCCCGACGCCGAUAUCGAAUCCCUCCACCAGAAGAUGAAGAGCCUUGCAUUAAAGCGCCAGAAACGAAGCAGCUUCGCGCAGAAAGCGUCGUGGGCACUCUAUGAAGAGAAAUAUUUCAAAAGGCUGAUUGAGGACCUCGAACCUUUAGUUAAAGACUUGGUCGAGAUGUUUCCGGCGGUUAAGGAGCAGCAACGACAGCUUAGCAUUGAAGAGGCACAGGAACUGCAAGCAGAGAGGGGAAUAAGUGCCCUACAAGAGGCGAAUGAGGGCGAAGACGAGCUUCUCCGAGAGUCUAUUGCGCAGGCUAUGGCUGGCCAAGGAAAACAUAAGUUUCUGGGGAAUGCUGCUAGCGACGAAGUGCGAGUGAGGUACGGAGACGAAUUCGAGGGCAAACUGGUAGCUACUGGAGCUGGGAGCUUGUAUGAGAAGAACAAGGCAUCGGGUAAAGCUAUAGUGCACUACGGCGAUCACCAUGGGCAAGGUUCCAUAUUUUCAUAG